UACGUAGCAACUAGCAAACUGCCAAAGUACCCAUUAGCUACUAAUUGUCUAGUAAGAACAACUACUGACAACUAACAACGUCCCGACUCCCGGUAGUCGGUAUAUAGUAUAAUUAUAAUUUAUACUAUGUUUAUUUCCAACAUUUCUCGCAGUGUUAGUAUUUAUAUAAUAUAGUGUCUUUAUAAGUUACUACUAUAGUAUUAUAGAGUAUUAGUGUGGUUACUGGUUAAUAUUUUAAUAACGACUAACUAAUUGAUCGUUGAUCACAUGUUUCAUAAUAAUAUUAUAUUGAUCUACGUAGCUACAAACUUCUCAUUAUGACGAAUCUCGUGCAACUUUAAUAUUAUUUUUAUUUAAUCUCAUUUUGCUUACUAUAAUACAGUUUUUAACAUUAAAAUUAAAAUGUAUUCAUUUUUAUUAAAAUUGAGUGUAAUUACUGGCUUGUUCAUCACUGUCUGUGCAAAGUCUAUUCGUGAAGUUGGUUUGCAUGAAGAAUUUCUCGAUGAACGAUAUUACAAUACUACUGAAAUAGCUAAUCUACUUUAUAAAAUUGAAAAACAAAAUCCAAUGAUAGCCAGAGUACAUGAAAUCGGUGAAUCAUCAUUGGGUCAGAGUAUUUUAGCCAUUGAAAUAACAUCUAAUAUUGGACAAAGUAGAAGAAUUCUGAAGCCAAUGUUUAAGUACAUAGCAAAUAUGCACGGAGAUGAAACAGUUGGUUUGCAAUUGUUAUUAUAUUUAGCUCAAUAUUUGACAUCGCUUUAUGGUUCAGACGAUCGUGUAUCUAGAAUUGUGGAUACGACUGAUAUAUUCCUGAUGCCUACACUUAACCCAGAUGGUUAUUCUGCUUCACAGGAAGGUGAUUGCAAUUCUCAAAAAGGCUAUGCUGGCCGAAAUAAUGCAAAAGGUGUAGACUUGAACAGAAAUUUUCCACAAAUAGAUAAAAAGUCUUUUAACAUGCAACAACCAGAAACCAGAGCAGUUAUAGAAUGGAUUCUUAAUAAUCCAUUUGUCUUGUCAGCAAAUUUUCAUGGUGGUGCUGUUGUAGCCAGCUAUCCUUUUGACAAGUAUUAUUAUAGAAACAUUUCUCAGGGAGGCAAAACACCAGAUGAUGCUUUGUUUAGAUAUUUGUCAAUAAAAUAUGCCUCGAAAAAUCCUAAAAUGGCUAAUGGGUCGGCUUGUCAAGAAGAACAUUUUAAAAAUGGUAUUACUAAUGGUGCUGAGUGGUAUGAACUUGAAGGUGGAAUGCAAGAUUUUAACUAUAUAUACUCUAACUGUUUUGAAAUUACAAUCGAACUUACCUGCUGUAAAUUCCCAUCUCCAUCUGUGCUGACUAAAGAAUGGGAAUAUAACCGUGAAUCUUUGUUAACUUAUAUGGAGAGUGUUCAUAUGGGAAUUAAAGGAUUGGUUCAAGAUGAAAAUAAUAACCCAAUUCCAGGGGCUACUAUACAUAUCGUAGGCAUAAAUCAUACUGUAAAAACUACAAAUAGAGGUGAAUAUUGGAGUUACAAUGCAUCAGUGUAUCGAAAUAUUUUGGUGAAGAAUGAUACUUUACGUUCUACAACUGUCAACUUUACACUCCAUACAUUAAAACAAUCGUCAGCUGUCGAUUUGAGUACGAUAGAGAUGAAGCACGGACAGAGAGACGGUGAUGGUUUCCCUAUUCCCGUGGCGUUCGUGCACCACAAUUACGAUCGUCUUGUAUCCGCGUUGAACUUGAUUAACGUCAACUAUCCAAACAUCACCAGAUUAUACACCGUGGGCAAAAGUGUGCAAGGGAGAGACUUGUACGUGCUAGAAGUUUCCACGAGUCCCGGACGACACGAACCUGGCAAACCGGAGUUCAAGUACGUUGCCAACAUGCACGGGAACGAAGUGAUCGGUCGGGAAAUGUUGCUGUUGCUUGCGCAGUACUUGUGCCAGAACUACGGUAUCGACCAACGCGUCACCAGGUUGGUUGACGGAGUGCGGAUACAUCUGAUGCCGACGAUGAACCCGGAUGGAUACGAAAUAUCCACUCAAGGAAUCGAAGACGUUAACGACGUGGUUGGCCGUGACAACGCAAACAGAGUAGACUUGAAUCGAAAUUUUCCGGACAAUAGACAUUCCUUGCACUUAUCAAAACAAGAACCGGAAACCAAAGCAAUCAUCGAAUGGAUCAAAAGCAUUCCGUUCGUUUUGAGUGCCAAUCUACACGGUGGAGCUCUUGUAGCCAACUACCCUUUCGACAGCAGCCCGAUCGAUGGUAAUUCCAAUCCACAGGCUUCGUAUACCCCCGACAACGAUGUAUUUGUGCUACUAGCCAAAACAUAUUCUAUGAACCAUCCGAAAAUGCAUUUGGAUAGCAACAAGUGUGCAAACGAUACAACGUCUUUCAAGGACGGAAUAGUCAACGGUGCCUCGUGGUACAGCGUGGUUGGCGGCAUGCAAGACUUUAACUACUUAAACACAAAUUGUUUCGAACUCACAUUCGAGCUGGGCUGCACCAAGUUUCCAUUUCAGAGGAAUUUGGAAGGUUACUGGCUGGACAAUCGAGAGCCGCUGCUCACUUUCAUGGAACAAGUGAACAGGGGUGUGAAGGGAUUUGUGCUGGACGACAAAGGGCACGGUGUGCGUAACGCGGACAUAUCGGUCGUGGGCAUUGAACACCCCGUGAAAUCGGCGAGCGAUGGCGAUUACUGGCGGAUAUUGGUGCCGGGAGACUAUGAAAUAUCGGUGACAGCAUAUGGGUAUAAAAGGAAGACUCAGUCCGUCCAUGUUUACAACUCCACGACACCCACUUGGUUGAACUUUACGUUGCUCAAGGAAAACCUUGAUGAAUGGUCUCAAGUCAAUGAUUUUGGAAUAAGAUCGAAUGUGAUUAAGAUGAACAAUUACAAUACGAGAGCAUUGUUUCUGAGCAAUCUUAAAGAAUUGGAAAAUAGUUUGUCGAAUGUAGCCGAAUUAGUUCCGACACCUAGUUCUUUAGACCACGGUUCAGCGGAAACAAUUCAAUUUAAAGUCACUGAAAAUGUGGGGUCACCCGACGAAUUCAAAUUCAAAAUUGCCAUUUUGGGUGGACUGUACAUCAAUGAACCUGCAACUCGGGAGAUAUUAUUAUUUUUGGCUAGACAUUAUGUCGAGGGUUACAGAAAAAAGGACAAGGACAUAGUUUUGUUUUUAUCAAAAGCCGUGUUACAUUUUAUACCUUACUUUGAACAAAACGAGAAUUCUUAUGAAAAGAUAUGUUCGACCGACGAUCAAGCUGUAGUUACCGCACCACUAUUGAUAGCCACUAACCAACAAAAUGAGCAGAAGACCACUGAUAACUUAUGGAAAAUGUUACAACGAGAACAGUUUGAUAUGAUGUUCAGUCUGGAAGGUGGAUCUAUUUCAAUAAAGGGUCCAACAAUUCAUCCAAGGAACACAAUUUCCAUAAUACUACAGGAUUAUGAAGAAUUAUAUUAUAGUAACUUAAAAAGUACUUGCGGUGAGCCAUUAGAUCGUAAAAUCAAUGAUGUUAAACAAAACGUCUUGGAUACAUUCAAUAAUGUAUUAAAAAUUAAAACUAUGGCAUUACGUUUAACUUGCUGUAACUACAUAGAUCCGUUAGAAACAGUGUUUGUUUGGAUGGAGAGUUUCCAUAUGCUCAAAGUCAUCAUAGAAAACAUUCAAGGUGUUCAAGGAUCAGUUGUAGAUAAAUUAGGCAAUCCUAUUCGGAAUGCAAUCGUAAGAAUAAAUAUGUUUGCUGAUGUUUAUACAGUCACUCCUAAUUCUGCUGUUUUUAAGGCACACUUGCCGAUAGGUUUAUAUAAUAUUCAUGUCAAGGCAACCGGAUAUUUGAUGAAAAGUAUACCGAUAAGUGUGCACCGUGGAAUUAUUACUAAUAUCAAAGUUAUCAUGUCACAUGUUGGCCAUGGUUCUGUAACUCUAGGAUUAAACGCAUUGGUUAAGGGUUCUGUUAUGGAUAUUGAAAACAGACCAAUAGAGGGUGCAAUCAUAACGGACGAUUCAUCUUCUUCGGUGUCCUCUAGUUAUCAUAAUGGGACUUAUAAAUUAUAUGUUGGAGAAGGUAUCAGAACUAUACGAGUAAAUGCUCAUGGAUAUUACACUUCCAUAAAAUCAAUAAAUAUUCAAGACGACAAACCUCAGACAGUGAUUUUUAAAUUAAUUAAAGACGAAAGAGUUUUUAAUAUGCCAAGGUUGAUGUUUAUAGUCCUUACAGUUUUUGUAAUCUCCAUUGUUGGAGUAAGUUGGUAUCAUUUCUACCUUAGAUGGAAAACUGGAAGACCGUCGUCAUUCGCCUAUAGAAAUGGUUUUGCAUUGCUGCCACAAAAACCUUAUCUUUUUGAUGACGAUGAUGAAGUGGAACUAUUUCGCAACCCAGUCAUUAAAGAUUCUGUGACUAGGCCAUACCACGAUGAUUCAGACAUAAGUUUCACAGAUAGUUCAGAAGAAUCAGUACCUUGUUAUGUUCGGUAAUCAUUUAAAACUCACUAUAUUUUAUUGUAAAUUUAAGAACAUGUCCAAUGUGCUAUACUACUUGGGGGCCAAGUCAAAAUUUUGAAUUUCCAUUAUAUACUUAUCAGCGAAAGCAUGUGGUUAACAUGUUUUAAUGGGAAAUCUAUGUCUUGUUAAGUAGCACCAGUAGUGGAAUCCUUAAUUGUUCAAAAUUUAAGAGGCCUAUUAAUUAUUAUUAUACUGACCCUUUAGUAAGCGACAUUUUAUUUUAUAAGUUUAUAUAUAUUACAAAUAUGUUUAACAUCACAUCUAACACAUACUAAAAAGUGUAUUUAAGUCAUUAUUUAAGAAGAUCAAUGAUAAUUUGCACCACAUUUAUUGUUACUUGUUAAUUAAUUUAAACAAAUGUAUAACCGAUCAGACCUUGUAAUAACUAUUCUGGUUUUUAAUUAAUAAAUUCAUUACAUUUUUUAUACUUGGAAAAUAAGCUUGAUGAACAAAAUUGUAAUGUUAAAUUGUUAACUAAAAUUUUAUAUUUUUGAUAUAAAAUUAAAAACUAUUCAGUUA
This is a messenger RNA of Acyrthosiphon pisum (pea aphid), 5004 nucleotides long. RefSeq names its product Carboxypeptidase D svr (gene svr). NCBI's taxonomy places the organism in Eukaryota, Metazoa, Arthropoda, Insecta, Hemiptera, Aphididae. Gene Ontology annotation, biological process: peptide metabolic process; protein processing. The record is from RefSeq and is a predicted model, not a curated record. Gene Ontology annotation, molecular function: metallocarboxypeptidase activity; zinc ion binding.